AUGGAAACCGAAUCGAGCUGCAGCGCGCUGCCGAGUCUUGAUCCGUUUGCGCUGGCGAACCGGCUUCCAGGAGAUGAAAAUUUUCCUCGAGGCUGCCUGACUCGCCUCGCGACCGCGAACGAAGACCACACGACGACGCCCGCUGACUUGCUGGGAUCAUGGUUCUGGGUGGAGCACCCGACGAAGCUGUGGACUGUCGCGCGGCUGGCUGAAAUCCGGGCAGGGGGAGAAAAUGGUGCCGACGGUCUUCAAGCGAACGCCGACGCCACCUGCGUCGUCGAAUUCCAAGAUGGCGGAUUCGCGGAAAUGCGCCUUUCCGACCUACGAGGCAGCGUCGACUCGCCGAGUCUCCUCAGAGGCGUCGACGACUUGCUAUCUCUCGGCGAGCUGACAGAAGCGUCGCUGCUCCACAGUCUGCGCACUCGUUUUUUUCGCCGCGAAAUCUACACUGCGAUCGGCACACACAUCUUGGUCUCGAUCAACCCGUGUGAGCCUCUGCCUUCUCUCUUUGACAAGGUCGCGAUGGAGGCUUGCCGGAAAGCCGCUGCGGCGCAGCAACUCGCGUGCGACCUCCAGCAGGGCGCGGGUCCCGCUCCAGGGGACAGGAGCCGCGGCGAAGAGGCAGCUGUCUCCGGCUGCGAGGGCGCCCCAGGGUGCGAGGACGCGGCGAGCUUCGAGGAAGUGAAUAAGCCGCACAUCUUUACCACCGCUCAGCACGCGCACACGAGGCUGUUUCGAGAGGGUAGAAGCCAGUCGAUCAUCACCUCAGGCGAAAGCGGAUCUGGGAAGACCGAGGGAACCAAGUUGAUUCUUCGAUACCUCGCGCACCUUAAGCCUCUCAGCGACGCCUGGGCGGACGAAGGCUCCCAGCAGCCCAUCUCCCUCGAAGAACGGGUGUUGAACACGAAUCCGGUCUUGGAGGCCUUCGGGAACGCAAAGACAUGCCAGAAUGACAACUCGAGCCGCUUCGGGAAGUUUACUCUGAUUUACUUCGAGCCGCGCUCGCAGCGAAUCUCUUCGGCGUGUCUGCACACGUAUCUGUUGGAGACGUGCCGGCUAGUGAGGCACUCGUCUGCGGAGCGGAAUUUCCACGUUUUUUACCAACUUGUUGACGGCGCGGCCGCGUGCCUGUCGCCCGCGUUCGUGACGGAGCUGCUUCUCUCGCCCUCUUCGUCGACCGCCUCGUUCGCCUACCUCAUCCCACAGAGGAGCGGGCGUCGCGAGGAGACAGCGGGUCCGGAUGGGGGACUGGCUGGUGAGGCCUUCGCAGCAGACGUCCUCGAUAAGAAGAAGAACGCGAGCGAAUUCCGCGAGCUCCUCUCGUGCUUCACGCACCUCGGAUUCACCCAGGAUGAACAAGAAAAUGUCCUGCGCGUCCUCGCUGCCAUUCUCCACCUCGGCAACCUCCGCUUCAAAGACAUGCCUGGAGGCGUCGGACCCCGAGUCCUCGAGUCCGACGACGAGGACGAGCAGGGCGACGCGGAAAGCGAAUCCGAUGACGAAGAAGAUCCGGAGGAAGACAGGGAAAAAAGCAAGGUGGAGGCGAUUGCGAGGCUGCUGUGCAUCGACGCCGAGGAUCUCGCAGAGUUCUUCCGCGUCCAGCGGUUUGUUGAUCCAGUCACCAGGCAGGAUCUCCACCUGCCGCGCACCGCCGAGAAGGCCGCAGAGGUUCGCGAUAUGCUGGCGAAGUUCGUGUACAACAGGUUGUUCAGUUGGCUGGUUUGUCGCCUCAACCGAGCCGUGGAGGACUCCGGCCUCAGAGACUCCUCUCCGUCGCUUCACGUCCCGCCCUCGCCUUUCAGCGUCUCCUCGGCUCGCGAGAACGUGCCGCCAUCGCCGAGUGGCGCGUGGGACGGCAGGAGCAAGUUUGCGCGGCUGUCGUCGCUGGCGCCGGGCUUGAGAGGCGCCGCGGAGGGGGAGCCCAGACUGUUCAUCGGCUUACUGGAUAUCUACGGCUUCGAGGUCUUUGAGGAGAACUCUUUUGAGCAGCUCUGCAUCAACUACGCGAACGAGAAGCUGCAGCAGCACUUUAACCACCAUAUCUUCUCCCUCGAGCAGGCCGCGUACGCCGCCGAAGGGAUUGCGUGGGAGCAGAUUCCGUUCACCGACAACGAGGCCGUGAUUGACGGCCUCGAGCGCAAAGUGACCGGUCUGUUUGCGCUGCUGGACUCGGAGAACAUCAUGCCCAAGGCAACCGACCGCUCGUUCCUCAGAAAAAUCAUCGCGCAGGACCAGGGCGACCUCGCGCCCAUUCAGUCGCCUGCAAACAAACUCAAAGAGGCGACUCACUUCAAAAUCGUGCACUACGCAGGCCCGGUUGAGUACAGCGUCGACGGUUUCUUGGAGAAGAACAGAAGUUCGUGCAGCCGCGAGAUCGCAGAUUUGAUACGGACAACAGGCUCGCCUUGCCUGGAGGAGUCUUCGACCCUGUCGCUGCGCGAAGACGACCUGCGGCACUUCUCCUCCACCUCCACGACCUCCUUAGGCCGCGGCGUGUCGACAGGCUUCGACGGGGCUGUGGGCACCUCGCGGAGACUGAAACAAUCUGUCUCUGCGGUCUUCAAAGAACAAGUACGGGGGCUGCUCAGCACGAUUGCAGCUACCGACCCGUUCUACGUUCGAUGCAUCAAGCCGGCUGCCGAGAAGGGGCGACGAUUCUUUGACGCGGCGGACGUCCUCAGGCAGCUGCGAUGCGCGGGCGUGUUGGAGACUGUGCGGAUUCGCCGCGACGGGUACCCCGUUCGCCUGCCGUUUGCAGGUUUCCUGGGGCUGUUUUCUUGCCUGGCCUCAGAGGCGCAGCUCUCCGAGGCCGCCUCGGCGUCGCCCUCGCCCGCAGCAGCGGCCGCAUUGCGCAGCGGGAGCAGGGACGGAGAGACAGGCAAAAACCGCGAAGCGUUUGUGGGAAACUCCGCCCAGCAGACUCAGCGCGACCGCGCCCUGUGCGAAAACCUGCUUCAAGCCCUGACCCUGAAACUCGCCGGGGAUGGCGUCCUCGCUGACCACGCCGCCGGCUGGCAAGUCGGCAAAACAAAGGUUUUCCUCAAAAAGCCACUCGUGGACGCUCUCGACCGAGUCGCGGCCCAGUUCCGCUUCCGCGCGGCCACCUGCAUCUCCAGGCACUUCCGCGGGUUCGUUGAGCGGCGCCGCUACCUGCAGACGCGAGCGACAAUUCUGCGGCUCCAAAGUCGCUUCCGCGGCGUCCUGCGCUUCCGCCGCCUCGUUCGCGAAUUCCACGAGAGGAAGGAGCGGCAGCGCCAGGCGCUCGCUGCGGAGAGCCCCGAGGAGACGCCUGAGCCACGCGAGGAGGCUGCGGAGCGAGACGCGACGGCAACGAACGCAGGAGACCUGCAAGGAGCCCUGUGUGCGCCGGAGUGUGGCGAGCCGUGCACAAUCAGAGGAGAUGCAUCCGAGGCAGACGAGGAGAUUGAACCAGCGCAGCGUGAACAAGAGGCAGCGGCGCGGGCGAGGAGCCUAGUAAGCGUGGGCGGGCGACCUGAGAGCGUCUCGAAGGCCACGCAGCAGGCGAGGGGGGAGGGCAGACGCCGCCGGCAGACGCGAGAGGGUGUGAGUGAGUCGAGCUCUGCAGAGGAAAGCGAGACAGGGCUUUACGAGCGAAAACUGCGGCAGGCGCGGCGGCGCGCCUCGAGACGACACGCCUCGAGGUCGCAGAACGAGGACGACCUCUCUGCUGAGGACGACGGAGUCUCUGAGCGAGGUGCGAGAGCCAAGAGAGAGAGAUGCCAGGUCGCAACCGCCUCCGAGCUCCUGGAGGAAAGACGAAGAAGCCAAACCUCGACCUGCCGCCUUCGAUCGACUUCUUCGGCGGACAUCGCUUGGUCCUGCCUCGCGCGUUCGCGAAAAUCCAAGCACCGGAGCGACAAACACCUGCGCAGAGCUCUGCUCGACCUUCUCCUCGCGACUGACGAUCGCAGCGAAUCGUCUUCGGCGUCCGACGCCGAAGAGCUGCGCCGAUACUUGCGCCGCCGGGACGCGCAGGUCGCUGCGAGGCGACGGCUGAACGGCAGCGGGGGCGUGCUCGAGGAUCUCGCGGCGUUGGAGACGCGCCUGGACGCGAUGGAGGACACCGUGACGAAGCUGUUUGCACUCGACGCGGCGACGCAGGGCGCGCGCGAUCACCGUGCCAAAGAGGCUCGCCCAAACGACGGGAUGCAGCGCGCCCUGGGCGAGGCGCUGGCGCUGUUGGCGCAGAAGUACCUGAAGCUCGAAGGCAAUCUAAGGAAGCUGCGCGGGCGCAAGGUGGCGACCGCUGCUCCCGCAGGCCCGCGAGAAGCAUCUCGCUUUGUUUCUUCCAACAGCCAACUCCCAGCCGAGGCUGCUAAAGAUCCUGACCCAGCCUUGGGAGCGGCUUCGCGUGACGUCUCGCGGCUCCUUUCGUCCGUCCUGCUGUCAGACGCGCAGCAGCGCGAAGUCGAGCGCUACCUACUGUCGGUGUCCGCGACGCGCCAGGCGUCUUCGGGCUCUUCUCGCUCGGUCUCGUCGCAGCAGGACGACGGCGCCAAGGGUCUCUGCGUCCUCCUCGCUCUCGGCUUCCACGAGUUCCUCCACUCCUCGCUCUCAGGGCACGCGGACUUCCGCAUGCUGCCCGCGAUCUACGCCCUCUCCCCAUGCAACGCCGCCGCGAAGGCGCGGCGCCAGCGCAGCGGGUCGCGCCAGAAGGCCGCAGAAGGAGAGCGGAGAGCCGCGGAGAGGAGCGACAGGUGGUUUACGCGUGAAGAGAAGGCGAGCUCGCGGCGAGCUUUGCAGCCAGCCGCCGAGGCAACGCGCGAAGAGGAGGAGGAGGCCGCCGCGUGUGCGGCCCUUGCGCAGCAGAUCACCGCUCUGCGGGAGAUGCGUGCUCAAGAGGAGGAGAGCCAGAGGGAAGCGAGCAGGCGCAGCCACGACCCCCCGAGUGAGUACUUUGAGGCGCACGAAGACCUCGACGCCCUCUCUCGCCGUCCCUCCGCCGCGGAGCGUCGCGCGCCGAGUCGAGGCCCGCAUGCGGCGCGCCUCCUCGCGCCCGAAGAUUUCCCCGCGAGCGAGGACGCCUGGAAUACGCGUGCUGCGGAGGCGACGGGCUUCUGGACUCGGCUCUUCAGGCGGCUUCGCGGGUCGCCCGUCUCCACUGUCUCUGAUGACGAAGGCGACGGCAGCGGCGAGGAUGAAGACGCGCGCAAGAUGACCGACAAGGCGUCCCCCACGGAGCUUCUCGUGUACCGCGGGCAGUCACCAGAGCGAGAAACAUCUCGAGUGGUGCAGGGCGAGGACACGCUCGACAGAGUCCCUAUCCGUAACGACACGCGCGACACCAGCUUUGUCACCGCCGCAGGCCCCCAUGUGAGGCCCGACGCAGCGGGAGACAGCAUCGCCACUCGCGAAGAAUUCGAUCAACUUCGCGGCAAAGUAGACACUCUCCAACAAAGUAUUGGGCGGUGCUGCGACCUGCUUGAGGACCUGAAGGCUCACUUUCUCAAAGGCACGGACGCGCAGUCGCAACUGCAAAACUGGUCGACUAUGGGGACCAUGCCCUCCGGUCAUUUCGGCUGUCUCGAGAAGUCGCAAAGCGACAGUCAGAUAGGAAACAUGUUCAAAGGCACGGAGUCUGCAGCAUACGCGGCUGGAAUUACCUCUGUACGGGGAACCGAUACAAUGAUAAACACUAGCCCAGCCGAUUCAUUAGGAACGACCGUCACUGCAGAAUCUCCAAAAUGCACUGUUUUGUCCGCUGUAGGGGGCAAAAAUGUUGGCACAGACCUCUUCCCGCACCCUGACGCGCUGGCGAAACGAAUUGGCGAGCAGUCAGUUUGCAGUGGAGACAAUCGAGCUCUGAGCGCCGGGAACGAGGGCGCGUUGGGCUGGGGUCAAAGUAAAGGGGUAGGCGCGGAGUUCCAGGCAGCCUCGUGA
Molecule: messenger RNA, 5901 nt
Organism: Besnoitia besnoiti
Lineage: Eukaryota; Apicomplexa; Conoidasida; Eucoccidiorida; Sarcocystidae
Product: myosin I
Exons: 17
Coding region: 1-5901 (1966 amino acids)
Biological process (GO): actin filament organization; vesicle transport along actin filament
Cellular component (GO): cytoplasm; myosin complex; vesicle
Molecular function (GO): microfilament motor activity; actin filament binding; ATP binding
Source: RefSeq, a predicted model, not a curated record